Messenger RNA from Pogonomyrmex barbatus (red harvester ant), 1168 nucleotides. Its product is annotated as plasmolipin. Lineage: Eukaryota; Metazoa; Arthropoda; Insecta; Hymenoptera; Formicidae. The record is from RefSeq and is a predicted model, not a curated record. Gene Ontology annotation, cellular component: membrane.
CAGUGGGAGAAUAGCGGCUCUGCUGUUAAUACCAUAGGUAGUGCGCAGUGGUAAAGGCCUCCGUGCGUGCGGGCCGUGGUGAACACACACAACAGGUGUCCCGCGAUCAGCUCUCCCGCGGUACUAGGUACUCGGUCCUCCAUUUUGCUCCCCUGGGUGUUUAUUCCCCGUCGCCUUUCACUCCGGGACGACAAGCGUGCAAGUGCAAGAGGCACGGCCGAGCGUGGACGUGAACGCGUGUGGUGAACCGAGCGUGCGAAUCAGCAUAACAUGAUGUCGGAGACUGUGGUAACGAUGGACGGUUCCAGCAACAAUGCCAGCAACAAUCCACGGCAGGUACCGACGGUGAAGACCGAGCCGGGCCAACCGAACCCGUUGGCCGGCAUCCGAUUGAAUGUGGAUUAUUUCAAGACCAUACCCGGCAUCCUCAAACUCAUACAGCUGGGCCUUGGUAUAAUAUGUAUGGCGUGCUCAUCUCCGGCAUAUAAAAGUGCAACGCACUGGUUUCUGUUCGUAGCUGUAACGUCCUUCAUAGCUACGCUUAUAUGGAGCAUCAUAUAUUUCCUGUCCCUCCGGGAGGUACUUAAAGUGCCCAUAAAUUGGAUCCUAACUGAGCUUUUAAAUACAUCUAUAAUAGCUGUGCUUUACAUGAUCGCAUUCAUCGCCCAGUUGUCAGCUUGGAGUGCAUAUAGAACUUCACCAUCAACUUCAUCGAAUAUUGCUGCUGGAGUAUUUGGAAUCUUCAAUACCAUUGCAUAUGCCGCCGGGGCUUACUUCCUAUAUGUUGAAUGGAAGAGCACCAAUACGCAAUGAAUUCUGUUGCAUAGAGAGAUUAAGUCAGCGUUCGUCCGAGGAAAUUUUGAUCCUAAGAUUGUACUCGACAGAAAAGUCAGCGCUGAGAGGAACGGUUUGAAACUAGUCCGGCGUGAUUCUUCUCAGAUUGUGUGUAAUUUAAAAAAAGACUCUAUUCCCUACGUGCCUUAAGAUUACUUGUGAUCGCUGUCAUUAAAGCAAAACCCGAUAUUAUAUUGAGAAGGAUCGACGAAAUUACGAAGAGCGAAUGGAGUGUUAAGAUAUUUGUCUAAAGGCAAUAAUAUUACGCUAAAGUCUAUGCGAGCUCGUUGAAUUAUUUUAUUUGAAUUAACAAAAUAAAAGCGACGUCUAAAAU